Messenger RNA from Neomonachus schauinslandi (Hawaiian monk seal), 1350 nucleotides. RefSeq names its product PTTG1IP family member 2 (gene PTTG1IP2). Gene Ontology annotation, cellular component: cytoplasm; nucleus. The coding region runs from base 154 to 585 and encodes 143 amino acids. The transcript has 7 exons. Lineage: Eukaryota; Metazoa; Chordata; Mammalia; Carnivora; Phocidae. The record is from RefSeq and is a predicted model, not a curated record. Gene Ontology annotation, biological process: protein import into nucleus.
GCUGGGGUCUACGGCUCAGAAGGGGCUGCCUCGGAAGGUGCUGUGAUUUGGUCAGGUCACAGUCCCAUCAGGGAUCCUCCUGUCCAACCUGGUACCUGGUGCCCACCACGGUCCAACUGGCCUGGAACUGGCGGAACCCAGGCUGGAGGAGUGAUGUGCUGGCUGCGGGCAUGGCGCCAAAUCCUCUUGCCAGUUUUCCUUUCCCUCUUUCUUAUUCAACUGCUUAUCAGCUUCUCUGAGAAUCAUUUUUCCCACAUCGCCAGACAGAGGGGCAAGCAGAGAUCAAAGUCUUUGGAUGAUGCAUGUGCUGUAAAGAAAAAUUGUCAAUUAUGCACAGAAGAUAAGAAAUGUUUUUGGUGCAGUGAAGAAGGGGCUUGCAAAAAAAUGUGUCUUCCAUAUUUCGGGUGUCAAUUCAGUUCUGUAUAUUGGUCAAACUGUAGAGUUGACAUGUUUGGAUUCCUGAUGCUUCUACUCAUCAUAAUAUUAAUUGCAGUACUCAUUUGGUAUUGCUCUCAAGUCUGUGUUGCUGGAAGACCACGCACAGUUUAUAUUCACCGUGGGCCUACUGCUGGAUAUGAUGAAUAGAUAACUGGAAAAGAUAGAUUUCCAGAGAGAGAAAGAUGGUUUCUGCAAUGGCUUCCUUCAGGAUUUUAAUCAUCCUUACAGCCUCUUUGAAAAUGAUUGAACUUUCAAAUUCCCUUAAGUUAAAAUUUUAAAUUCUAUUGAAAAUUUUUGUAGAGUAUUUCAUUACUUUUACAUUAUGACUUGUUCAGUAAUUUGAGAUCAUAAGGGUUGAAAAAGCUCUUGAGACAAGAUUUUAUGGUGAAUUCAAAAACCUUUUAAAAACUUCUAAAUAAUCUCCUUCCUAGCUAGUUUUACGAUCUUAAUGUUCUUUCCUUGGAACAUAAAGUGGUAUAAAUAUAGAAUGUUCAAACAUCCAACAUGUAAAUUUAAAUAUGGCAUAGGGAUUAGAGGCUACACCCAAGAUUACGUAUGACAUUGUUGUUUUCUAAUCAGUGUUACCAGACAAUAAACACUCAAAUUCUAAUUUUGUUUAUAUUUAUUAUUACCAAAAAAACCCUGCUCCACUAUUCAAAAUCUUCCCUGGAAUAGCAAAUCUGAGGUAAUAUUUGGUAUCAUUAGUAUCUGUGUUGAUGACACUUUGGGCGGAUUAAUGACAACAUAUUUUUAAUGCUGUAGAUACUUUAAAAGAGGUGAAGACUCUUAACCUCUUAAUUUAAGGAAAAUACUAGAGGAUUUUUUUAAUAGAGCAAAAUUAUGCCAGACUACCAAUACCAGGUAGUUUUUUCAUUAAAAUUCAGUAAUGUUUUGAUACAUUAAUUAAUAAGU